Molecule: messenger RNA, 1093 nt
Organism: Phragmites australis (common reed)
Lineage: Eukaryota; Viridiplantae; Streptophyta; Magnoliopsida; Poales; Poaceae
Exons: 6
Coding region: 66-824 (252 amino acids)
Source: RefSeq, a predicted model, not a curated record
ACACUUUGGGCCAGGGCCCACAGAACCCAUACGCCACAGGGGAUCCUUCCCGUGCACGGACGGCCAUGACGGUCGAUGCGGUGCUCCUCGCCGUCGUCGUCGCCUUCCUCCUCCCGCUCCGCCUCAUCUCCCUCGUCCUCCGCCUGGCCUCCGCGCGCGGCUCCAGCGCUGGGGACCUCCGCCGUUCCUGCGUCGCCUUCGCCGUCGCGGCUGCUCUCCUCGCUGCCAUCUUCGCCCUCCCGCGCGACCACGCGAGGGAGUGCGCCGCCCCUGUCGCCAUCGCAGUUGGUGGGGACGACGGGAGCCGCUUCCGCGAGGAGCUGCGGUCGGAGGUUGAGCAGCUGAAGCACCAGCUCGCCCGGCUUGAAUUGCUCUGGGAUAACAAUUCGAAAGCCUUGGAUGAGAAAGGUGAUGCUUUGGAGGAGGAAGAUGGUCGCGUUAUGAGAGCGAUGGGGCAUGAUAUCCAAUCUCUGAUCAAUGAGCAAGAAAACAUCAAGGAAUCAUUGUGCUGCUCAUAUUCCAAUAAUAGUAUCAAGGCAAUGGAAAAUGAGGUUCAAAUUCUAAAGGAUGAAUUGAGAAAGACGAACUCUGACAUUUUCAAUUUACGGUCAUUAGCAAAGGAUACAAUGGAAAGGGUUGGAGCUCUACAUUCAGAUAUCAAGAAGGUUCAAGUUAUAACUGAUGAAUGGGGGAAGUUGAACUCUAAUGUUAACAGAAUGUGGUCAUUCGCAAAGGAUACAGAGAAAAGGGUUGAAGAUCUAUAUUCAGAUAUAAAAAGGGGCUUCAAGCAGACGAAGAGAAAAGUGCCAUUCUGGAGAGAUUGAUCAUGAUGUGGACCUGAUGUAGCACUGACCUUGGCACUUGCCAUGGAGCUACGGAGUAGUAUCCAAAGCAUCCGGAGGUGUUUCAGCCUGUCUCUGAGUCUCCGAUUAACGAAGAAGUCGUUUUGCCACUUAUUAUACGAUUGUGUAUAAACAGCAUAUGAUGCUGGUCCGUGGUGGUAAUGUAUAUAUACUGAUGUCAGGGCCCUUGUGAACUUGUUAACUGUUUCCAUGCCGUCAUGUGAAUGUAUAUAUAUGUACAUUGAUGUGGA